AAGUAUGGUGUAACAUUUUUUUGGUGAUUUGAUUGAUGAUUUGUCUAUUCGAUAAUUUGAGAUUUUUGUAAAUAGAUUAGGAACCAAAGACUAGUGCUCGUUCAUAAAGAAAAAACAAAGGCUAGUGCUAUCACGUGUAACGGACAAGCCUUUAUCCGCAUCAAGCAUUGCCGAUGACACUUUAAUAUAUUCAACUAUAAUUGCAUGAUCAGAAAAAGAAAAGAAAAAAAGCAAUUGAACCUUAGAUACGUUGAACCUAGUCAACUUUGUAGAUUCAAUGAACUUAGACGUACUUUUAGUUUACUCUACUUCUGGUUUCCGCGUCAGAAAUAAGAUACCACACAAUCGAGUGAACACUCUACUGAAGUGAGGUAAGUAGAAGAUGAAACAAUCUAACCACAACUUACCACAUGUGAACACAGUUUAACUUGCUUCUCGUACGUGUGUCCACGUGGUAUACUCACGAGUCUCUUUUUAAUUACUCCACCUCGCCAACUCUGGUUGUGGAUGAAAAUGUAACGGACGUUAAAAAAUUCCUUUUGAUAAAAUAGGAAAAGAGUAGACAUGGUUAUAGACAUGAAUCUGACUUAGACCAUGCAACUCCUUUCCUAAAGUAAUACAUUUCAGUAUACUGUUUAGUGAGUAGCUAGUAGUAUUAGUUAAUGUUUAAUUAUUCUGAUUUGAUUUGAUAAAAGUUAUUCGUUUUGAAGCGGUUGUCUGUGGACGCUAUGGUGGUAAUAAUUGGAUUCUACAAAUUAGUCAGCCAGCACAUUUUAAACUGUAAUUAGUUUCUCCGUUACCCAAAAUUAACGCCGUUAAUCCAUUAUUCACCAUCGUUAGUUCGUUACACCAUUCUGUUGUCAUGUUUUACCAUUUUGUCGUUACUCCGUUAAAAAGUCAACGACUUUGUCAACACAAUGAAAACAUCAUUAAUUAUAACUUUCAGGUGUGUGUCUAUAAAUAUAUCACAAUUAGCUUAAGACAUGCAGGAGCAACCAGCAAAGGGCAUAAAAUGGUACAGAUUCCAAGAAGAUUCAACAGAUUCGCUGCAGCUUUUGAUGUGGUGGCGGCGCGUACACGUCCACCGUGCGAUAGCAGCAGCGGGAGCGAUCACUUUCCGGAGGAGACACAGGAUCUUUGGGAUCUGAUCGAAUCUUUUAUCGACAGGGAAGUGAAAGUUUUAUCGGGUGAGGUUCCUCCUGGGGAAGAAAACGAUGAUAAAUCAGACGCUGAUGAUGAUGACGAUGAAGAUGUGAAGGAGAGGUUACGGGAGAUUCUUGAGAAUCACGGAGGCGGCGGAGAGCGGCGUAGAAUAAUUGAUGAGGUGGUAAAUGCAAGUGAGCUCGUCGGAGAGAAACGAUACUUGAUGGCUUAUCUACGUAAAAAAGGUUUUGAUGCAGGUCUUUGCAAGUCCCGGUGGGAGAGAUUUGGCAAAAACACGGCCGGGAAGUACGAGUACGUUGACGUUAACGAAGGAGAUAAGAACCGUUUUAUCGUCGAGACAAAUCUUGCCGGAGAAUUUGAGAUUACUCGGCCUACGACGAGAUACAUUUCUCUCUUAUCACAACUGCCACGUGUCUUUGUCGGAACACCUGAAGAGCUGAAACAGCUUGUGAGGAUCAUGUCCUUUGAGGUAAGGCGGUCGAUGAAGCGAGCAGAGAUUCACGUGCCUCCGUGGAGGAGGAACGGUUAUAUGCAAGCCAAAUGGUUUGGUCACUAUAAACGAACAUCUAACGAAGUGGUGACGAGGGUUUGGAGCUGUGGAUGCGGACCACGUGUUGGGUUCGAGGAAUCGGUUGAAACGGCUACGUUUUUCGGUUCUAAAGAGGUGGAGUGGAAGAGGAACGGUUUAAAAAAGGUUGGGCAGCUCACGGUAGCUUUUAAACAGCAAUGAGGUGGGGCUGUAACAUUCAAAGAAUAGAGCAUAUGCCUCUGCGAGUUUAUAAUUAAAAGGUUUGGAUAUGAUGUAAAUAUAUAUAAAGUUUUGUUGGGGAUUAGAUAACUAGAGAAUCAACUAUCUAUAAAGUUUUUGAUUUUUUUUUGUCAGCCUAUAAAGUUGUUGAGCAUGAUUAAUGAAGAAUUCUUAUGGUGGGGUUCUUAUCGGAAAAUAAGAAACUGUCUCUUAACUUUUAAAUUAAAAAGCUAAGAACCGACUUUUAAAUAAAAAACUCGUCCUAAAAACUCUCCAUUAAUCAUGUUCUUUUAGUAUAUGAAUUUGUCUUUUUUUUGUCAUCUGUUAGAUUAUAUUCAUAUGCAACGAAAUUUUUUGAAAAAAUUUUUCGAAAACAUUACAAGGCUGUGACAAACAACCAAACCACCCAAAAGACAACCCAGCCAUGUAAAAACAACCACCCUUACAAUGAAUACAAUUACCAGCUGGUUAAACAACCCAGUCCCUAUACCAAACCUCCCAAAAAAUUCAACCAAAAGCCAAAUACAGGACCC
Messenger RNA from Brassica rapa (field mustard), 2445 nucleotides. RefSeq lists its product as uncharacterized. NCBI's taxonomy places the organism in Eukaryota, Viridiplantae, Streptophyta, Magnoliopsida, Brassicales, Brassicaceae. The record is from RefSeq and is a predicted model, not a curated record.